UACCGGAGGAGGACAAACUGAAGAGGUCUCCUGGAAUCUAAGAAUUACAACACCACCUCUUCUCUCAACUUUGGAGCCACUGAUUAUCUGCCUCUUCUCCCAUCACAUCGUCCGCAAUGUCCAUACCGCAGCCAACAACCAUGGUCCCUCCUGCCUGCCACUCCCUUGCCACAGUCUGUUCAGGCUCGAACUGCCUUGUACCUCCCAGUAACUUCAAUGAAAUACUGAGCCUGGUGUUGAGCACAGUGCUGACCAUAAUGCUCGCUAUGGUCAUGUUCUCCAUGGGCUGCACUGUAGAUGCCAAAAAGCUGUGGGGCCACAUCAAGAGACCCUGGGGCAUCGUCAUCGGCUUCCUCUGCCAGUUUGGCAUCAUGCCCUUCACGGCCUUCGCCUUGUCGCUGGCUUUCGGCGUGCUGCCUGUGCAGGCCAUCGUCAUCAUCAUUAUGGGCUGCUGUCCAGGAGGCUCCGGCUCCAACAUCAUCUGCUACUGGCUGGACGGGGACAUGGACCUCAGUAUCAGUAUGACAGCCUGCUCCUCUAUCCUGGCCCUGGGGAUGAUGCCUCUCUGUCUGCUCAUUUACACCUCCAUCUGGACUUCCACCAACACCAUCCAGAUCCCAUAUGACAGUAUUGGUAUCACCCUCGUGGCCCUUCUUAUCCCAAUCACCCUGGGAAUCUAUGUGAAACGCAGGUGGCCUCAUUUGGCUAAAAAGAUCCUGAAGGUGGGGUCCAUUGCAGGCUUUGGUCUCAUCAUCAUCAUAGCUGUGGUUGGAGGGAUUCUCUACCAGUCCUCCUGGACCAUUGCUCCCUCCCUAUGGAUUAUUGGCACCAUCUACCCCUUCAUCGGUUUCGGCCUGGGGUUCAUCCUGGCCCGCUUCGUGGGUCAACCCUGGCACAGAUGUCGGACCAUUGCACUGGAGACUGGUUUCCAGAACUCCCAGUUGUGCAGCACCAUUGUGCAGCUGUCCUUCAGCCCUGCUGAACUGGAAGUCAUGUUUGCAUUCCCCCUCAUCUACAGCAUCUUCCAGCUGGUGGUGGCAGUCAUAUCUGUGGGAGCCUACCAGGCAUAUAAAAAGUGUGUCCGUGGUUCAGCUGAUGAAGACAGUGAGGCUCCAUCACUGGAGGCCGGUGACGCUGAACCAGCCAAAGAGAAGCGCUACGCUGUGGAGAACAGUGCCUUUGAGUUGGAUGAGAAUGGGAACAGUGGAGAGAAGGGGAAGGACAUUGAUAAGAACACCCAGCUGUGACAUUUCAACCCAGUAAAGACUUUGGACUGUCAGUGGCACUAAUGAAGACAGAGGGCCACAUUUAACUGUGAGCACACACUGCCCUCUGCAGGCUGCAGGUGUGCACUGCAGAGCGGUUUUGUAAGAACAGGGUUGCCCACGUGUCUUCCCUAGUAUGACCAACUGUUAACUACAAGGAGGGGUGAUGACUAUCACACUGCAUUGUUUUAUGUUGAAUUGUUCCAUAUACGAUAUGAGACCCCUCUUAAUUUAUUCAUUAAUUUAUUCAUAUAUACGUAUAUAAUUAUUUAAGACAACCAUACACUGCACGGUCUGUCAGGAAUGUUGUUCCCACAUUUUUGUGUCUUAUCAGUGAUUCAAACUGAAUGUUUAAUGUUGUUUAGGUGGAUUAACUGAAUGUCUGUAUACAUACAGUACUGUAUAUCUACUGUAUUUUGCACUGAAUGGUGGAAUAUACAGCCACGUACAAAUACAGCAUGUUUAUGUGACAUUCAUGACUAAGGUGACAGGACGCAGAGUUGUAUCAUAUGUGGACAAUUGUGGGCUUUUCUGACAGUCAGUGUUUCACAGGCAUUGAGUUGUCAAAGCCAUUUUAAUGUUUUUUAUGUUUAAAAAGUUCUGGGUUUUUUUAUCCUUAUUCUCUAUUUCUCAUGUAGCAGAUGAAAUCGUGGCUAUUACAGAUGAACUUUGGCAUUUGGGACCUGAUGAAAACUUUCAGCUCCUUUCAGUUAUUGACUCUAUACCUCAUACCAAUAGAUACAUAGAAGUAAGGUUGAUAGAUAAGGACAGGAGGACAGGGCUCAUUACGGUUCUGAAAUACUGUAUGUCAGUGGUUUUACAUAUCAGUCCGACUGGAAGACACAGCCAAUAUACUGGGUUUAUUUAUAAUACAUAUUCACUCUUUAGAUAAUUUAUUUAUCCACUGUGCUGUACAAAUGUGACAAACUGAAUUCAGUGUGCUACUAAAGGCAUAUUUCAUAAUAAGUGAUUACUAAUUUACUUUCAGUCUAUUUAACACUUUUCUUGUCUUUUCAUGGAUAUAAAAUAUUUUACAAAACUUCCGUAUGUUCCUAUUUUAGAAAUGUGCCGGCUGAAAGAAUGUAUUUUUAU
Molecule: messenger RNA, 2357 nt
Organism: Seriola dumerili (greater amberjack)
Lineage: Eukaryota; Metazoa; Chordata; Actinopteri; Carangiformes; Carangidae
Gene: slc10a2
Product: solute carrier family 10 member 2
Exons: 6
Coding region: 117-1247 (376 amino acids)
Biological process (GO): bile acid and bile salt transport
Cellular component (GO): apical plasma membrane
Molecular function (GO): bile acid:sodium symporter activity
Source: RefSeq, a predicted model, not a curated record